Molecule: messenger RNA, 6995 nt
Organism: Haliotis rubra (blacklip abalone)
Lineage: Eukaryota; Metazoa; Mollusca; Gastropoda; Lepetellida; Haliotidae
Exons: 27
Coding region: 117-6176 (2019 amino acids)
Cellular component (GO): ribonucleoprotein complex
Molecular function (GO): RNA binding
Source: RefSeq, a predicted model, not a curated record
GUCUGCAACCACCUCGGUACGAGCGCUGCUAAGUCGAUACGUAGCUCUUAAACCCAAGGAUUUCAUAGAGAUUUGUUUAUGAUUUGACUCCCAAGGAUAUAUGACAGUUCACUGUCAUGUCAGGCUAUCAUGGCUAUCCCCAAGGUCAGGGGCCAGGAGGUUAUGAUGAAAGAAGGGCAUGGGCACCUGGAAACACUGAUGUUCAGUAUAGCCAGAGUGAGACCGGUCCCUUCGUUACAGCACCAAUGUCCCAAGUCAUGCCAGGUGGUUAUAAUGAAAGAAGGGCACGGGCACCUGGCAACCCACCUGAUGGGUGGUACAGCGAGAUGAGCAUGGCAGACUCAGCGCCAAUGUCCCGAGUCAUGCCAGGUGGUUAUGAUGAAAGAAGGGCACGGGCACCUGGAAACCCACCUGAUGGACGGUACAGCGAGAUGAGCAUGGCAGACUCAGCGCCAAUGUCCCGAGUUAUGCCAGGUGGUGGUGAAACUUAUAAACGGCCGGCACAGUACUCAGGGGAAGAUUUUACUGGAGUUCCCGAUGCCAAGUGGUCACGUUCUGAAACAGGAGGUUUACCUGUCAGGGGUCAAGGUCAGGAAGCUGACUGGAGGUGUGGCAUGAUUGAUGCUGCUGAUAGGUCAAGGACAUUGUUUCUCUUCAACCUGAUGCCGAAUACGACAGCAUCUGACCUGUUCCAGUACUUCGUCAAGUUUGGGGACAUGACAAAGUUUGAUGUAUUCAAUAACAAGGAAGGAAAGUGCACAGGAUCAGGCAUCGUGCAGUUUGUCAACGAAGAGGCUGCUAUGGCUGCUUUCGCUGUUCGACCACAGUUCAUCAAUAAGAAGCGGGUUAUUAUCUCGCAUGAUGAACGACUUGAUCCAAAAAGAAAUUUGAAUAUCAAAAAGUCCUUAGAGAAGCACAAGUUGUAUGUGUCUAACAUACCUCUUGAUGUGUCUGAGGAGGACCUGUGCGACUACUUCUCCCAGUGGGGAAACAUAUCCUUCUGUGAUGUAGCAAAAAAGGCUAAGAGGACCAAAAACGCCAGGUUUGUCUUUGUUUCCUACGCCAAUUUUGAAGAUGCCGUGAAAUGUCUGAACACGACCCACAGUUGCGGAGAAACCGUGAUAAAUGUACAUGUGGCAGCGAAUUGCAGGGCUCUGAAGGAUGUUGUAAAAGAAGUAAGAAAUAAUGGAGAUAAUGAUGGACUUCAAGAGAUAAACAAGUUGUUUGUGAGCAAUAUACCUGGUGAAGUCACUAUCGAUGAACUUACACAACACUUCUCCAUGUGGGGGAAACUCUACUUUUGCAAAACCAUCGGCAAAGUGGCACAGAACAACAACUACGGUUUUGUUAGCUACCAAGAACAAGAAGAUGCUCUGACAGCAUUGAUAAUGCCCCACACACUGAGAAACCAGAGAAUGUUUAUAUGUGUGGCAGACAAGAAGGGCGGACCUUUGCUGGAAGCUUCUAAAGAUCCAAACAUAAUGUCAGCAAUUGAACAGAAAGUCCAGAAUUGUUUUGUUUAUGUGCGUAACUUAAGUGCAAUGACCACCAAAGAUGAGCUGUACGAGCACUUCAAGAAGUAUGGAGACCUGUCAGGCUGUUUGGUUAAACUAAGUGGCAAUCGGCUGUUUGCUUUUGUAGCCUUUGUGAGGAAAGAUGAUGCUGCACGUUGCUAUCAUGACGUUCAUUUUCUGAAUAAUAUGAAAUUGAAUGUUUGUUGGUCUGACUUGUCUAAAUGGUGUAUUAAAGGUACAAAAGCUAUGGAAAGAUCUGAAGCUCUGGCCGCAGAAGCUGCCAGACCAGCCAGUCCUCCCAGACCUGCUGGUCCCACCAGAGAUGUUGGUCUCGCCAGACCUGCCGGUCCUCCCAGACCCGCCGGCCCUCCCAGACCCGCCGGCCCUCCCAGACCCGCCGGUCCUCCCAGACCUGCCGGUCCCGCCAGAGAUGUUGGUCUCGCCAGACCUGCUGGUCCCGCCAGAGAUGUCGGUCUCGCCAGACCUGCCUAUCCUGUUCCCCAAAGUGCUGAUCCUUCCAAUAGGAAGCUGAGUAUAUCAGGGUUGGCAGCUCAAACCCGGGGUUACAAGCUAAAGGGCUACUUCUCCAGAUGGGGAAAAGUGGAGGAUUUUGAGGUCUUGAAGGAUGUGAGAUUGAGACCAACUGGCUGUGCAUUUGUGAUAUUUGAAAAACUUGGUGAUGCAGAGAAAGCAGUAUCAGACAAGCCACAUGUUAUUGAUGAUAAGGAGGUCGAAGUCACCUACGCCAAGCAUCAUGAGGUUCCUCCCAAUAGGAAGUUGAGUGUAUCAGGGUUGGCAGUGCACACCCACGAUUACAAGCUGUUGUGGUACUUCUCCAAAUGGGGAGAAGUCGAGGACAUUGAGCUGGCGAGGGAUGUGAAAUUGAGACCAACUGGUUGUGCAUAUGUAAUAUUUGAAAAACAAGGUGAUGCAGAGAAAGCAGUAUCAGCCAAGCAACAUGUUAUUGAUGGUGAGGAGGUAGAAGUCACCUUCGCCAAGUCUCUAAAGAACCUGCCAUCUGAAACCUUUCCAUCAUGGAGGGAGCAAAGAUCCUCUGAAACAGUCCAACAACAAAGAUUGCCUGAAUGUAUCAAAUCACUGGAUCAAGGUUAUAAUCUACCAGAAGCUAGAGAGCCACGAAGGUUGCUUGAAGAUGCACAACCACGAAGGUUGUGUGAAGAUGCACAACCACGAAGGUUGCAUGAAGAUGCACAACCACGAAGGUUGCAUGAAGAUGCACAACCGAGAGGGUUGCGUGAAGGUGCAAAACCACGAAGGUUGCGUGAAGAUGCACAACCACGAAGGUUGCUUGAUGAGGCACAACCACGAAGGUUGCAUGAAGAUGCACAACCGCGAAGGUUACUUAAAGAUGCACAACCACGAAGGUUGCUUGAAGAUGCACAGCCACAAAGGUUGCUUAAAGAAGCACAGCCACAAAGGUUACCUAAAGUUAACCAGCUAGGAAGGCAGUCUACCCCAGAUCCUUUGAUGUCACGUUUGACACAAGUAAAAAGUGUUCCAGACGUGCCAUUAGUAACUGAAUACGAGUGCAAUGUUUCUGGAUGUUCAUUUAAAGGCGAAUCAGGGCAGUUUGACCGUCACUGGACAAAGAUUCAUGAAGCAAAGGUUCUUUAUCUCAUCUGUUCAUUCUGUACCAUGGGAUGUGUGGAUGCAGAUGAUCUUCGUGAACAUUUGGACUUUUUUCAUGGUGUCGAGGACAGGACUGAAUUGUCAAGAUUUCUACUUGGUGCUAGACAACAGGAGAGAGACAACAUUCACUUUGUCAUGCCUGGCAGUGUGACCAGGGAAACCUGCAUGAAAGUGACCAAGCCUCCACAAAAGAAAGAUGCUGAAGAUGUCCACAGCUGCACAGAAUGCACAUUUUCUGGCACUGUUGAUGGGUUAAUUGACCACUGGGACAAAAAUCAUUUAUCAGUACUUAAUUUCCUGAGAUGCCCCAAAUGCCCCAAAACGUUCAAGAAGAAAGGCUUUCUUCUGUUUCAUAUCAAGACUCAGCAUCAAAACACAGAGAUGAGGACUGAAGAAGAACCAGAUAAUGUUGAUUAUAAAUUUAAAGAGUCUCAAAAGUUUAGUCUUGGAAGCAUUUCAGAUAGUGGUUCAAGAAGUGCUGGAAACAGGUCUAUGCAGACAAUAGCUGGAGCUUCAUUGAGUGCACCAUUGCAGUCUGACCAGAGUUUGCCGAGGCCUCAGUUGCCAAUAUUACCGUAUCAGCAGCCUACUCAGCCUGUUCCGCCACCUCUAGCAUCCCAGGUGCCCACACAACAAGCUGUGAAUUUACAUGGGCAAGUAACACCCUUCUACCCCUCCACAGCAUAUGUUCCCAAACCUGUGCCACCUCAUCUUACACCUCCACCUCUCCCUCCACCUGUGCUCAGGCCUGCCCCUCAGGCGGCUGUAGGAAGUCAGUCAUAUCCACAGCUACCUGUUCCUGGGAUUUUAAGUACAUCAACUCGGCAACCAGUAGUGGUGGCUUCAAGGCCUGCAGUGAGUACUCCGUCAUUCAUAGUUCCUCCUGUAAGCUAUUCUCAAGUGCCUUUUCAGCCCCAAGUAAGUGCACAAUCACAGCAAGCAUGUGUAGUGGCUUCCCCACACACCCAAGUUGUUGCAUCAGUUACUCCUUCAGUAGUUCCACCACCUCAACCAGGUGCCCCAUUACAACUCUCACUGACUGGGCAAGUGAUCACUCAGUCUGCAAAUGCUAAGCCACCUGUGUUUGUAAUGGAACAACCACCUGUUGUUUCAGGUGCUCCUUCAACUUCUCCUGAAGCAGGUGCCCCAUUACAACUCCCACUGACUGGACAAGUGAAUGCACAGUCUGCAACUGCUAAGCCACCAGAGCCUGUAAUGGAACAACCACCUGUUGCUUCAGUUGCUCCUUCAGUAGUUCCACCAACUUCUCCUGAAGCAGGUGCCCCAUUACAACUCCCACUGACUGGACAAGUGAUCGCACAGUCUGCAACUGCUAAGCCACCAGAGCCUGUAAUGGAACAACCACCUGUUGCUUCAGUUGCUCCUUCAGUAGUUCCACCAACUUCUCCUGAAGCAGGUGCCCCAUUACAACUCCCACUGACUGGACAAGUGAAUGCACAGUCUGCAACUGCUCAGCCACCAGAGUUUGUAAUGGAACAACCACCUGUUGCUUCUCAGUCAGUAGUAAUGUCAAGUAAAGAUCCUAGUAGCAUCCCUGAACGUGAUGCUCAGGAUUUACAUGAUUUUGACAUUGGCAAUAUGAAAACGAAGGAAAAGGAAAAGUCCCGAAGUGAACCGGAGAUUGAAACUAAAAAGAAACCAAAUGAUGAACUGAAGAGAUCAGUCCAGCCUGGGUCAAUUCUUGCUCUGAGACCGGAAUGGACAAAGACAUUGAAAAGUGCACUCCGCAAAAAGUCAUCUCUUGACAAAAACACUUCUGAGAAAAAAAGUAGUUUCACAACCGAAGAGAAAUUUAUUCCAAAAUUUGAUAGUACACAUCCUGAAAGUAUCCAAAAAUUCCUACUUUGGAGUCACAUAAUGAUGGAAAGAUUAGAGGAUGCUAAUAACAAAGUAAGAAGGAGACUUAAAGCAGAUGAAGGAGAAGGUGAUGUAGCAGAAGGUGAUGAUGAAGACCCUGAGGAAAUGUUGGAUUUAUCUUCAGAUGAAGAAACAGCUGGUGGAAAAAGUACUGCAGUUAAAGGAACAUUGAGUCAAGCACAUGAGGAUAUGAAAGCAAGGGCAAAAGCUGUUGCUGAGAAAGUGAUUGCAGACUAUGGAAGUACAAAAAGAAAUACAAAAGUUGCAUCAAAUAAAAGAAAAGGAGUGGGUAAACAAUGGAUGCUUGACAGAAAGGUUUUAAGUCAGUUGUUUCACAAGUCCACUGGCAUGAUAAAAUAUGAGUCUAAGAGAGCCAAUGUUAAUGCUGACUUAGUCCGCCAGGGUAUUUCAUGGGUCAAACAGGACAUUAAAAGAAUGCUUGAACAAGUUAAGAUGAUGAAAUCUGAAACUGAUGAAGAAAGUAAAAAGGCAAGCUUUUCAGCAAAAUCAGAUGACCGUAGUCGGUCCUUUCAGCAAAGGACAGAUAAAGGUGAGCAGUCAAAGAAGGGGAGGAGAGAUAACAGUGAUCGAUCAAGGAAGGAACGUCAGCAGAGGACAGAGAACCGUGACUGGGCAAGUGAAGACCUUCAACUAAGGACAGGUAAUGGUGAUCGGUCAAGGAAGGAGCUUCGAAAGGACUUUGCUGAUGGAGGUACCACAAAAUCUCAAAAUAUGCGUAGCAAACAGAUUGACGACAGAGAUUACCACAGAAAUUUGAGAAAUCGAUCAGAGGGAGACAAGGCUAGCAGCUCCAAGACAAAGAGUCAUUACUUGAAGAAAGAAUUUGUCGACACAAAGACUAAGGACCAGAUGAGCAGUGGUAACAAGAAUGAAAGGAAAGGUGGUGAUAAGUCCGAGGGAAAUGAGGGGAAUAUGUUUGAAUGGGAACAGGAUGACAUCAGUGAGGGAGUUCUCAGUGGAGAUGGUAGCCUCUGUGAGUUUGACAUGGAUGAUGUUGAUGUGGAUGAUGUUGACGUGGAUGACUUUGUUGUCAUGGAUGACAUUGAUAUGGGUGACUUUGUUGUCAUGGAUGACGUUGACAUGGGAGACUUUGUUGUCAUGGAUGAAGUGUGAAUUUAAAGGUUUGCUGAUCAUAAUUAUGAAGUUACAUGUUUUCACACGAAGAAGAUGUCUUUAGCCAUUGCCAAGCAGGGCCAAUAUCAGCAAGGGAGAUCUCUGUGGAGAUGGUAGCCUCUGUGAGUUUGACAUGGUGUAUUUGGUGUCAUUAAUGCUGUGUGGAUUGGAAACAUUGUUGAUAAUCAUUAUGAAGAAACCUACUUUUAUCAGAAGUAAUGCCUUUCGACAUUACCCAGCAGAAACAGACUAAUAGCAGCAAGAAUGACGGUUGGGAUUGGUGAGUUUUAUAUUGGUGACUUUCAUGUCAUGGAUGCAGUGUAAACUGGAACUUUAUUGAUAAUCAUAAUGAAGAAGCAUGCUAUUACUCUGCAGAACAAGCUGUUGAAGGUCCUUCAAGGGGUAUAGUGUAGGUGAAUAUGUAACUGGUUAUGGGUGUAUUUAUACUAUAGGCAGUACGGAGCCAUAGUACAAGUCUCCAUAACACUGAGACAUUCUGUUCUUCUAUAUCAGUGUGAUAUGAAACUGUUUUGCAAGUGGGGCAUAUUAAAGAACUGGAACCUUUUCUUGUAGCUGUUGGAUAGCUGAGUAAAGUGUCCACUCAUCAGGUUCGAUGUGUAAAAUUUGUGAUGACAGUAAUUUUGCUGAUAUUUGCUAUAAGCAGCGUUACACCAAACCCACUCUCCAGGAGAGAACCAGGAACUGGUGGAUAAAGGACGAUUUUUUUGGUGCAGUCCAUGCAUUUCAUCUGUGUAUUUUUCACCUUUUCUUUUCUCACCUUUGGGAUGCUGAGUAAAUCUUUGUCAUGUUGAAAACAAA